Coniophora puteana RWD-64-598 SS2 is the source of this 2278-nucleotide messenger RNA. RefSeq names its product MFS general substrate transporter. NCBI's taxonomy places the organism in Eukaryota, Fungi, Basidiomycota, Agaricomycetes, Boletales, Coniophoraceae. Bases 19 to 2016 code for a protein of 665 amino acids. Gene Ontology annotation, biological process: basic amino acid transport; transmembrane transport. Gene Ontology annotation, cellular component: fungal-type vacuole membrane. The transcript is spliced from 10 exons. Gene Ontology annotation, molecular function: basic amino acid transmembrane transporter activity. The record is from RefSeq and is a predicted model, not a curated record.
CCGAAACUUUAGCCCAGCAUGUCUUCGGGCUCAGGUUGGACCUCCCGCCUCUCCCUUCAGAGAUACGACGAGCUAUCGCCAGAAGAGCAGGUCAAGAAAGCGCAACAUCGCGCAGAGCGCAAGCAUGGACUCAAGCUCGUUAUAGCCUUGCUUCUCCCCGUCUUCCUGGAGACCCUCGAUUAUACCUUCAUCUCCACCGCCCAAAUCCAUGUUGCUUCUACAUUCAACGAUAUCCCAUGGCAAAGCUGGAUCGGAACGUCUUAUCUCCUCACCGCCUGGAUCACGGUGCCGUUAUGGACGACACUCGUAGUUGUGUUUGGACGAUACCCUGCCCUGAUGUUGUCGCUCAUCGUAUUCGGCGUCGGUAGUACGAUAAGCGCGGCUGCGUUCGGUAUGACUCAAGUGAACAUUGGACGCGCAGUAGCUGGUAUAGGUGGUUCUGGCAUCCUGAUGUCAUACAGGAUCAUCGUCGCCGAUCAGGGUGAAGCGAUGCACCAGUCGGCUAUUGUCAUCAUGUACGGUCUCGCCUUCGGAGUCGGACCCGUCGCCUCGGGUUUCCUCGUGGACCUCAAUUUCCGGUGGAUCUUCGGGUUCAACUUGCCGUUCGUCGCAGUGUCCAUCGUACUGGCUUUCUUCUUUGUCCGUAACGUCGCCAAAGGCUCUGAUCUCCCACGGUCGACUCUGGAGAGAAUGUCCUUCCCCCAGAAGCUCAUGAUCUUCGACUGGGGCGGCGCUAUACUCGCGUUUUGCGCCGGUAUACUGCUUCUUCUUGCCCUCGCUUGGGGACCUCUCGAUGGCUUCGUCACCGGACGCUUCUUUGGGACGCUCGCCGGCAGCAUUGUCGUUUUCGCGGCAUUUAUGGGGUGGGAGCUCUUCCUGACCUCUCGCAGGGGCACAGAUUCGCCACUCUCCUUCGUCAUGCGCAUCUUCCCUCUGGAGGUGUUCAAAGAUAUUACUGUCGUCGGGAUGGAACUGGCAAACUUCGUCUCGGGCAUGUCGCUUUAUACACUGUUCUUCUUCAUCGUCAUCUACGGUGUCCUUGGCCAGAGCAAGUCUCUCAGCAAAGUGAAUAUUGAGCUGCUCUUCUAUGUUCCCGGAAUGAUGGGUGGACACAUGAUCGAGAGGGUUCUGCAAAUCAGGAAAGCACAGCCCCGAGUUGCCGUUAGAUUUGGCCUGAUUAACACCGUCGUCGCCUACAUCAUUAUGGCCAUUGGCAUGCAAAGCGACAGCAGUGGAAUGCAAGCUGCGUCGUUGGUUCUGUUCGGUCUUGGUGGAGCCCUUACAAUUGGACCGUGCAUGGCGAUGCUUAAAGCUGUGGAGCCCGACAUGCAACAACGCGUUGCCCCCCUCAUGCCCCUCUUCCGUUCGUUGGGUGGUUUCGUCGGACUCGCUCAGUCCUUCGUUAUCAUGAAUGCCAAAGCCAACUCUGACAUCAAAUACAACGCAUACGACAACCCGAGUUUGAAUAGCACUGUCACUGACGAACUCAAGCGCUUUGCUCAAUUGGGUGGCGUCGAUUCACUGGACACAUUCUUCGCUCUUGCACCAGAGAUCCACGACAUCGUGGAGAGCUCAUACCGUACCGGCAUCCACUGGUGUUUCUGGGCUUUGCUUCCGUACGCUGCGAUCGCGCUCGCGGUAUCCUUCUUCCUCGGGAAGGUCCCACCACCCGAGGAAGCCUCGUCAACAGAGCUGCUCUCUGGCAAGACCCAGAACGUCAACGAGUCGACGAGCACGCUCCCCGCUCAGCAAAACAGCCCUUACGGACAACAGAGCGGAUACGCCCAGGCGCCCAUCCCGGCCAGCCCCCAGCGGCCCGCAGGCGCAUCGCUCACGCCGCACGACCGCGACUACAGCGAGACGCAGGAGCACGAGUGGGAAAACAGUGGCAGCGCGUACCAGGGCGCUGGCGGGAUCGGCGGCGGAGCACCCUACGAGGAUCCUUAUGCUCGCAAUCCGUUCCAUGAUCCCAAGUAUCAUCAUCAGAACCAGGGUUUUGAAGAGAUGAGGGUGUAAGGUCGCCGGGACUUGUCGAAAAGUUUUUAGAAGGAGCUAUUGGUGGGGGAGUCGCAUGGCCUAAGGAGGAUGCAAUAGGCAAUGAAGAUCUAGGCGGGCAGUUGUGGGGCCCUUCGGACAAGCAUAUAUCGUACAUAUUGUUGCUAACUUUCCAUUCAGUUAAGUUAUAAUGUUGUCUCUGUUUCCUUGCCAUCUUGUACUGCGUACGGCUUGCAAUUCACGAAAAUGAUGAAUUCUGCAACCUGGAGUCAUUUAUGAACUC